AUGAAACAGGCAAUUGCGCAGGCAGGGUCCAUAUUCACUGGCUGGAUAUCUUCCUGCUUGUUCUGCCUAAGCUCCAAGGGCGAUGACGAGAGCUUCCAUCACCAACAGGCCAUGAAGCAGAAAGGUGCCGAACGAGAAAUGAAAAUAUGUCACACUCAACCUCAUCUCGUUCCUCCGAUGAACCUCGCCGGUGAUGAUGACUUGCCCAGUCCAGGUCCUCCGCCCCGGGUUUCGUCUUUACAGUCGUGGGUGGUGGAAGGCCGAACACGAGCAUCGCGCGCGUCCAACCGAGCAAGUAUCUCGCUCAAAAGGAAGUCAACUGCUCCGGUGAGGAUCAGCGGACCGUCGGACUUCAGACGAGUGUCGAUGUUCCUGACCGAACCGGACGGCUACUGUCCCCUCGAGUUGAGCUUCAACUCCCCAGGCAACCGACUCCCGGAUCUUCCCAGGUUUGACGACUAUGGGCUUGAAAUCAUACGGCCCCCAAGAGCCCUAUCGUCCGCUGAGAUGGGCCGUACAUCGCUCCCACGCUCUCACCGUCCUUCUUCUUCCUUCCAGCUACUGCGAAAGCCAGUCGGCUCGGGUUCCCGUCGAUCCUCGCUGGGAGCUCAAGAACUCCUGGAGAGGCACACAUCCGUCACCAGCCCUUUGAUCCCUCAUUUCUCGACACGUAGUUCUGCGGCUACUGGCUUGACCGCAAGUGUUCUCACUCCCACCACCCCUAGGCCGGACUUAAGCGGUGGCUAUGCGUCCCAGGUUAGGAACGAGCUCCGUCGGGGUACCUACGAAACCGCUGCAUCCACGGUCCCUAGAACUCCCACCAGAUCCAACCUGCAGGACAGGCCCCUACCUUCUAUUCCGACCGAGGAGGAUUCCCCUUCCUCCGGCAGUACUUACCAUCCACCUACCACUCCUUCAGAGAGCCGGCCCCCAACCACACCCUCUGAGAAUUCCAAUCGAACCCCAACCCGGUCGGGGCGCGUUACUCAGUGGCUUUUUCAGACAAACAGCAAGCCCAUCCCUCUUCCACCCAGUCCAGGCAAGGCCAGCGACAAGGGUCCCUUUCGUAUUCGCUCGCGCACGCUGAGUGGCUCUACCCUGGCAUCAUCCAUCACCAACCUCACUGGCGGUCAUAAGAUUACACCCUCUCUCGCCAGCGGCACGACAGCAGCUCCCACGAUGCGAGUAUCGAAUGCCGAGACGCGGGACUUCGACCUCUCUCUUGGCAGUCCAUUCUCACCCAAGCAGACUUUUCCAUCUGUGACGGAAGAGCACACCUACCCCACGAUCUAUGAGGGGGAGCAGCAGCAGGAGCAUGAAGUCUUUGAAGACUUGCGUGCCCAGUAUUACGAGAACUAUCGUCAAUCUGCUGUUGGUCUAGCAUUCUGA
Messenger RNA from Aspergillus ibericus CBS 121593, 1389 nucleotides. RefSeq lists its product as uncharacterized. The transcript has 2 exons. The record is from RefSeq and is a predicted model, not a curated record. Lineage: Eukaryota; Fungi; Ascomycota; Eurotiomycetes; Eurotiales; Aspergillaceae. Bases 1 to 1389 code for a protein of 462 amino acids.